AAACCACACAUCCACCCACUACUUUUUUACUUCAACAAACACUUCAAAAAUUCUCUCUUAUUGCUCAGAGAUGGAGGGCAGUGACACAACCAUAACUACUGUAACUUCACCUUCUUCCUCAGUAUCUCCUCCUCCUCAGUCUCAUGUGGUAAUCAGCCCUUGUGCUGCUUGCAAGAUUUUACGGCGACGAUGCGUCGAAAAAUGCGUUUUGGCUCCUUAUUUUCCUCCCAAUGAUCCGCUCAAGUUCACUACUGCUCAUCGUGUGUUUGGGGCCAGCAACAUAAUCAAGUUCUUGCAGGAACUUCCAGAGCCACAACGAGCGGAUGCAGUGAGCAGCAUGGUGUACGAGGCCAACGCAAGGUUAAGAGAUCCCGUGUAUGGAUGUGCAGGUGCAAUCUGCCAACUCCAGAAGCAAGUGAGUGAGCUCCAGGAACAGCUCGCGAAAGCACGAGCUGAGCUUGUCAACGUGCAAUGCCAAAAUGCCAAUCUUAUGGCCCUAAUCUGCAUGGAAAUGGCACAACCGAACGAUCACCAGAGUUCGUUAGAUGCUUUUGGUACUAGUCCGCGUACUUACCAAAGUAACGCCAACUUUCUAGACGAAAACAAUACUGGACUCGUGUGGGAACAACUCCUCUGGACAUGACCUAAUCCAGAUCACUCAUCCAUCGUGUGAAACGAGGAUUUCAAGUCCAAGUUCUUGUGCUGAUGAACUGAGAAGGAUAUAUCGAUAUUUUAGGAAAAAAAAUAUUAAUGAAUUAAGACUAAUUAAUUAAUAUGCUCCUUUAAUUUUCCAUAUUAUUAUUCAAAUGUAAUAUAGGUAGUACUAUAUAUAUAUAUGGGACACAUUAAUUAUAAUUAUAGUCCUUGGAGCAUAGGUUAGUAGUUAGGUUAUAUGUAUAAUUAAUUUCUAAUGAUUAUGUUUUAAAGGAGAUGAAGUUGACGAGUGUUUUCUCCUAUCCAUGUUAUCUUAUGAUUUCAGAAGGAGAGAUGUCAUUGUCUAAAUGUCUAA
Sesamum indicum (sesame) is the source of this 1009-nucleotide messenger RNA. RefSeq names its product LOB domain-containing protein 1. NCBI's taxonomy places the organism in Eukaryota, Viridiplantae, Streptophyta, Magnoliopsida, Lamiales, Pedaliaceae. The record is from RefSeq and is a predicted model, not a curated record.